Messenger RNA from Aureobasidium subglaciale EXF-2481, 2398 nucleotides. RefSeq lists its product as uncharacterized. The record is from RefSeq and is a predicted model, not a curated record. Gene Ontology annotation, molecular function: ammonia-lyase activity. The transcript has 5 exons. Gene Ontology annotation, biological process: L-phenylalanine catabolic process. Gene Ontology annotation, cellular component: cytoplasm. Bases 212 to 2398 code for a protein of 728 amino acids. NCBI's taxonomy places the organism in Eukaryota, Fungi, Ascomycota, Dothideomycetes, Dothideales, Saccotheciaceae.
CAAAGGUGAAUCUCAAUCACCGCUCGAAGUAUCAGCUCUGUCCAAAUUUGAGGAGAACUUGAUGCAACAGCCUGUUUGACGCUCACAUUCCCACUGCCGACCUUAACGAACAGCCAAACAACCACCUUCAUCCGCCAAGUCUCCGUUCAGACAUAUAGUGUCUCAUCUAGCUCCCUGAGACAGGCACAGCAAGCCCACCAUCUCCACAAUCAUGGCACCACAUGUUCAGCAGACCCCUCCGUACACGAGGGAGCCAUCACCCAAACAAGACGUAUCGACCACACAGUUGCGUCCUAUGACCGACACAAGUCUUCUUUCUUGGAACAAACUCGACAUAUUGCUCCAGGGCAAGCAGUGUACCAUCGAUGGAAACACACUGGACAUUGCGGGAGUCAUCGCUGUCGCAAAGUAUGGCAUGCCUGCGUUCAUAUCUACGGAUGAUAUCACUCGCAAACGUAUAGACGACAGUGUUCGUAUGCUGAGGAGACAUCUCGACUCAGGCCAUCUUGUCUACGGUGUUUCUACUGGAUUCGGAGGAAGCGCUGAUACUAGGACCCACAACUUGGAAGACCUCCAGAGGGCCCUAAUCCAGCAUCAGAACUCGGGAAUCCUCACGGGCCAUGACCUCGGCCGCCCCAAAGCUGCCUCGGCGUGGAGCGACAUGGUCCGCAUCAGAGACGCCGACUAUGAAUCUAGCACAAACUCGAUGCCAAUAUCUUGGGUUCGAGCCAGUAUGCUCAUCAGAUGCAACUCAAUCAUCAGAGGACACUCCGGUGUACGAAUGAGUGUAGCUCAAGCCAUUUUACAUCUGCUCAACAGGAACAUUAUCCCGGUCAUACCGCUCAGAGGCAGUAUUUCGGCCAGUGGAGACUUGAGUCCCCUCUCAUAUAUCGCCAGUGCCUUAGAAGGCUCUCCUGAUAUCUACGUAAGAAUCGAAGGCGGCAAGAUAGUAUCAGCGGAAGAGGCAUUGAAGCAUGCCGGCAUUGAGCCGGUCAUUCUAGGACCGAAAGAAGGGUUGGGUCUGUUGAACGGCACUGCGUUUUCUGCCGCAACAGCCUCUCUUGCUUUACAUCAGUCUCAAAACAUUGUACUCGUCUCGCAGAUUCUAACUGCCAUGAGCGUCGAAGCAAUGCAAGGAUCCGCAGAGAGUUUUUGGCCACAAAUUGCUAACAUGCGUCCUCAUCCUGGUCAGAUUGAGGCGGCUGCCAACAUAUUCUCCUUUUUGUCCGAGUCUGCACUGGCAAAGUGUGUUGGCUCGCCCAAGGAUACCAAGAUGACCGGUUUGUAUCAGGACCGGUACGGACUUCGUACUUCGACGCAGUGGAUCGGGCCACAGAUUGAGGAUCUCCUACAUGCUACCUCUCAGAUCGAGAUCGAGCUCAACUCAACUACAGAUAACCCAUUGAUCGACGUUGAGUCAGACCACAUUCUUCACGGGGGUAACUUCCAGGCAGCUAUCGUGACUUCCACCAUGGAUAGAGCUCGUCUUUGUCUGGAGCGAUUGGGAAAGAUGAUGUUUUCCCAGGCGACGGAGAUAAUCAAUCCGAUGCUCAACAGUGGUCUACCAGCAAACUUGUCUGCCGACGAUCCAUCUUUGUCAUUCACAUGCAAGGGUAUCGGUAUCAACAUGGCUUCGUACCAAUCGGAGCUAGGCUUCCUUGCCAAUCCUGUUGGAAGUCACGUACAUUUGGCUCUGAUAUCUUCGAGAUAUACGUUCCAGGCCCUCGAUAUCAUCUACAUGUUGGCGGCUUCUCACCUCUUUGUUUUGUGCCAGGCUCUAGACCUACGCGUCUUGCAGAAUCAAUUCCUUGAUUCCGUGGAGCCAAAGAUUGAGAGUCUUAUCAAGACGUUGGUCGACACCAAUACGCAAACUUGCAAGGAGUUGCAAGACACGCUUUUCGUAACUAUUUCCACACGUAUCAGAACAGUGUGGCCCACGACAACUACAGCUGAUCUUGAUCAGCGAUGCAAGAUUACAUCCGAUUCCAUCAUGCUGGAUGUCAUCAACGCGUUUGCUAAACUCUCACCUGCUUCAUCUCUCGAUACCAGCAAGCUAUUGGAGCUAAAAUCAAAAUUACAAGUCCAAAUGCAGGACCUGUACGAGACCAAAAGACAAGACCUUUUCCAGAACCACCUCACCGUCACACCAUCUUAUCUGGGAAGCGCAGCCAGGCGCAUGUAUCGUUUCGUCCGCGGUGAUCUGGGCAUCAAGUUUAACCGCGGCUUGGUCGAACAUCCUACACAGCCACUACCUCCGGCUGUAGAUGUCAAGGAGCCGCGCAAGACAAUUGGCAGUCAGAUCAGUGUCAUCUACGAGGCGUUGACAGAUGGACGGGGUACGAAGAUCAUCAUGGCAUGUGCUGAGGAGGGCUUGAGCCAAGAGCAAACCAAGGUCUGA